CGUAUAUAAACAAGGAGCAGAGACCUUCAGAGUUGGGUGACCCCWAUUUUGGCAGUUGUGAACAGGAUCUGAUCCCACGGACUUACCUCUGUUCUUGUCGUGUGUGCAGUGUUAGAAAGCAAUCAUGCCUUUCGGAAACACCCACAACAACUUCAAGCUCAACUACACAGUUGAUGAUGAGUACCCAGACCUGUCCAAACACAACAACCAUAUGGCUAAGGUCUUGACCAAGGAGGUGUACGGCAAACUGAGGGACAAGCAGACACCCAGUGGUUACACUCUGGAUGAUGUCAUCCAGACUGGUAUUGACAACCCUGGUCACCCCUUCAUCAUGACUGUUGGCUGUGUCGCUGGUGAUGAGGAGUCCUAUGAGGUCUUUAAGGAUCUGCUGGAUCCCGUCAUCUCCGACCGUCAUGGUGGAUACAAGCCUACUGACAAGCACAAGACAGACCUCAACUUUGAGAACCUGAAGGGUGGUGACGACCUGGACCCUAACUACGUCCUGUCCAGUCGUGUUCGUACUGGUCGCAGCAUCAAGGGAUACACCCUGCCCCCCCACAACAGCCGUGGCGAGCGCAGAGCUAUUGAGAAGCUGUCUAUUGAGGCUCUGACCAGCCUGGAUGGUGAGUUCAAGGGAAAGUACUACCCACUGAAGUCCAUGACUGAUGCUGAGCAGGAACAGCUGAUCAAUGAUCACUUCCUCUUUGACAAGCCUGUUUCUCCCCUGCUUACCUGCGCUGGUAUGGCCCGUGACUGGCCCGAUGCCAGAGGUAUCUGGCACAACGACAACAAAACCUUCCUGGUCUGGGUGAACGAGGAGGAUCACCUGCGUGUCAUCUCUAUGCAAAAGGGUGGCAACAUGAGGGAGGUCUUCAGGCGUUUCUGCGUUGGCCUGCAGAAGAUUGAGGAGAUCUUCAAGAAGCACAACCAUGGCUUCAUGUGGAACGAGCAUCUCGGCUACAUCCUGACCUGCCCCUCCAACCUGGGUACCGGCCUGCGCGGUGGCGUCCACGUCAAGCUGCCCAAGCUCAGCACACAUCCCAAAUUUGAGGAGAUCCUCACAAGGCUGCGUCUGCAGAAGCGUGGCACAGGUGGUGUGGACACUGCAUCUGUGGGUGGUGUGUUUGAUAUCUCCAACGCUGACCGUCUAGGCUCCUCUGAGGUAGAUCAGGUCCAGCUGGUGGUUGAUGGUGUCAAGCUGAUGGUUGAGAUGGAGAAGAAGCUUGAGAAGGGAGAGGCCAUCGACAGCAUGAUCCCCGCACAGAAGUAAAGAGGGACAAUCUUUGCUUUCACUUGUGACCAUUCAUGUACGAUGGAGCCGUCUGACGGGUGAGCAGAGACCGGCCGCUCAAAUAGAGACUCUUGCCUCUGCCAACCUUUGAUCUUCCUUCCAACUUUUUUUUCUUUUCACGUCUUUUUGUCAAGUUUUCCAGGGUUGGUGGGUAACAUCCUGGGAAUCACCUACUUUUUGUUAUAAAAAGUAACGAUAGCUGCACCUGUUCAUACUGUUCAAUAAAAAGUGCCCCAUGAAAAA
Molecule: messenger RNA, 1534 nt
Organism: Austrofundulus limnaeus
Lineage: Eukaryota; Metazoa; Chordata; Actinopteri; Cyprinodontiformes; Rivulidae
Product: creatine kinase M-type
Exons: 8
Coding region: 125-1270 (381 amino acids)
Biological process (GO): phosphocreatine biosynthetic process
Molecular function (GO): creatine kinase activity
Source: RefSeq, a predicted model, not a curated record